GUUAAAUAUUUAUGAAAAUGAAAACUGGUCUUUCCAUUCUCAUUCUUUCAUUAUUGCUGAUUCAAAUGUUGGCGCAGAGGGUUUCAACAACUCAAAGAACAGCUCCAAUCAAUACCAGAGUUGGUUCUUAUGGAGGAAUUCAAACAAAACUAGGAGGAACUACAUCGACCAGUAGCAGGCCUACUUCUACAAGGACUACUAGUACAACAGGAACUUCCUCAACUUCAAGAACAAGUGCUACCUCCAGAAUAAUAGGAGCUUCAGGAGCUGUCUCAGGAGCUCAAAAACCAACUCAAAGAGGAUCAAUAGUUUCAACUGAGCCUAUUCGUGUUGGAGAAUCAAUUAUCACUAAUGCUCAAGAAAGGGUUGAGCCAGGACGUCUGAUGACUUCUACAAAUGGAGACAGAUUCUCUUCGACCAGUUCUCUACUAGAGUCAGAUCCACAUCGUCGUCAUGUAAACUCGACCAAUGAAAGAUUUGGGAAUAUUAUAGAAGAAUUUAAAGUCAUUGAAAGAAAAGAAUCUACCCCAGUCAUUGAAUGGACAGAAUCUACCCCAGUCAUUGGAGAUUAUAAGAAAAUAAAUUUUCCCAGGAAAACGACUAUGAAUAGCAAAUACACUGAUAACUCAGACAAUGUUUUUGGUGAAAUCGAUUAUGAUGUACUUGCAGCAGAGCUCUAUCCAGACAACGAAGACUUCAAUCCAUCAAUAAAAGAGAAAAUCUCUUACAGCAGUAGCACAAAUUCUACAUCCCCAAAAGGAACAGAGGAGUCUCAAGAAACGAGCGAAUAUUCGAAACCAAAAGAAGAUGUGUCUCCACCAAAGCCCUCUCCUGAGCAAAUCAAAAAGGCAAGAGAGAAAGCAAUCGCUGAGUAUAAACAAGAGUUAGAGAAAGCCAAGCUAGAGGCAGUCAGAGAAUACCAAACUGAGUUAGCAAGAAAGCAAGCAAUUGAAGAAUUUAAAAAACAGCUAGCCCAACAAGAAAUUAAGAAAGGGAAACAAGAGUUGGUUGAAAUUUGAAACAAACAGACAGAAUAG
Messenger RNA from Moneuplotes crassus, 1037 nucleotides. The record is from the annotation of a GenBank genome assembly. Lineage: Eukaryota; Ciliophora; Spirotrichea; Euplotida; Euplotidae.